GGUGGCAAAUUGACGUUGCUCUCGAUCUAAUAUAUGCAGUUUAGUGACUGCAUACAGCGGGAGUGAUAUUGUGCGGAAAAACAGGAAAGGAGAUUUCAACAGAAAUUCACGAGAAUUCCCAACAUCAAAGUGAACAUAUAUAUAGAAAAAAGUGUGAUCGUGCAACAUUCGUGCAGUGGAUAACGUAAUUAAUUAACUUCCAUCCUUCUAGAAGAGGUGUAAAUUACAAGGUAGAGUGGGGUUCGCAACUGGCAGUCACAGAAGCAAACCGGUAUCAGAGAGAUUACAAAUCAUACCAUCCGAUCCAUUCAAAAUCGACCGGCCCGGCUCAAUCCUUAGUCAGAAUAAUGACGACAGAGAUCCCCUUCGUAUACGGCGUGGAGUUAAAAUCACCUCCACCGACAACGACAUCCAGCCCGCUCACGCAGUAUGAGCGUUUCUUGAAGAUGAAAUACAUGAUCGAGCAGCUAAUGCCUCACCAUAAUUUUUCCUACGGCCCAACUCAGCUCCCACCCAACAUGGCGGAUCUGUCAUCCCUGUUUCCCAAUGCCGGCAACUACACAACAUCCGUGCUGACAAUCCACAGCAAUUCGAGCAUCGCCGUGAAUUUGCCAUCUUUCGUAAGCGAUUGGGCCGGGGAAACUACCGUUGGGAAAACGGCGUCCAGCGUGGGAGAUAAUUCCAGUGCGACGGCAGCCGGUAGCCGUUUUAGUGACGAUUUGACAUUUCAGUACUAUUUGAUUAUCCCGCUGUAUGUGGUUGUUUUUUUGAUAUCGGUGGUAAGCAAUUCGCUGGUGAUCCUGACGCUGAUGAAUAAAAGGAUGCGGUCGGUGACAAAUAUGUACCUGCUGAAUUUGGCCAUAUCGGAUCUUCUACUUGAUGUAUUUUGCAUGCCGUUCACACUGGCCGGGCAGGUUCUGCAGACGUUCAUUUUCGGCAGGAUCAUGUGCAAAGUUAUACUGUACCUUCAAGAGCAAAUCAACAAAGCUACGGACAUCUCGUUGACUUCAUUCCCCCCUAACACGGGGUUAAAAUCCAAGACCAUUGUACCGCAAACCCGGGAGACCAAUUGCAACUCCCUACCGACAGAAGUGACCCCACCGAAAAACACUCAGCCCGGCUCGUCAUCGAAAUGGUUUUCCACCUCCAAAUGCAAUGAGCAUAGUGGAUGUGCAGCUACCGAAAAACCGGACCGUAUUUUGGAAAAUUUAAUGGGGUGCCGCCCCCCGAAAUGCACAACCAACCUCAUAGACACUGUCAACUCUACCACAAUUUGCACUCCAAAGCCUUCGUCUAGCAGCGCCGGAUCAUCUUCCAAGCACGUCGGAACCGCUGACGAACUAUACACCAUCUCGCAUUCUAGACAUCGGCUUAAAUAG
This is a messenger RNA of Armigeres subalbatus, 1379 nucleotides long. RefSeq lists its product as uncharacterized. Gene Ontology annotation, molecular function: neuropeptide receptor activity. The record is from RefSeq and is a predicted model, not a curated record. The coding region runs from base 348 to 1379 and encodes 343 amino acids. The transcript is spliced from 6 exons. Gene Ontology annotation, biological process: neuropeptide signaling pathway. Gene Ontology annotation, cellular component: plasma membrane. Lineage: Eukaryota; Metazoa; Arthropoda; Insecta; Diptera; Culicidae.